Molecule: messenger RNA, 738 nt
Organism: Adineta ricciae
Lineage: Eukaryota; Metazoa; Rotifera; Eurotatoria; Adinetida; Adinetidae
Source: the annotation of a GenBank genome assembly
AUGUUUAAAUCAACGAGGUUGCUUAGCAACGAUCUCAUUGGUCAAUUAAAAUUUACCCAUCAUGCAUUUCUUCAUAAACAUACACACAGAACUAUGACAGACACUCAACAACCGUUGGCAACAAUCACUAAUCAACGCGACAAAACAACUAAUGGAACAAUUGAUACGAUUAACCCAAAAAGUCCGUUAGAAUUUACAUGGACAUUUUGGUAUAUCAAACCAGAUAAAAGAUCUAGCUGGGAACAAUCGUUGAUUAAUUUGAUCGAUAUCAGUUUUGUGGAAGAUUUCUGGGCAACGUACAAUCAUUUAGCAACACCAUCACGACUUUCACAGAGUAAAUCUAAUUCGGAUUAUUAUUUUUUUAAGAAAGGAAUUCGUCCAAUGUGGGAGGAUAAAGCCAAUGCAAAAGGUGGCCGUUGGUUAUUAACGUGCGGAGGUCAAGAUACUAAACUCGAUGAAUUAUGGCUUGAAACGUUACUUGGAAUGAUUGGUGAUUGUUUUUCUCAUGAUAGUGAUCCUGAACCAUUAAGUAAAUAUAUCACUGGAUGUGUUGUUGCUAUUCGUACACGUGGCCAUAAGAUAGCACUUUGGUUAUCUGAAGCACAUAAUGGAACGAUCGUCCGAGAAAUCGGUCGUCGAUGGCGAUCGAUCAUUAACUUACCAUCCAAUGUUCGAAUACAGUUUGAUAUGCACAAUGAAACUACGAAUGGCUCUCAACGCCCCAUGUAUGAAGAAUAG